This is a messenger RNA of Parasteatoda tepidariorum (common house spider), 4111 nucleotides long. Lineage: Eukaryota; Metazoa; Arthropoda; Arachnida; Araneae; Theridiidae. The record is from RefSeq and is a predicted model, not a curated record.
UUUCUGUUUGAUUUUCGAAAGUUUUAAUGUUUAUGGGAAUGGUUUAUAUUUCCGUUUUUUGCUUUGUGUGUUUUUGACACUUCGCAACCAUUUCCCAUUGCGGCGAGUUCGAAAACGCGAUCUUUCAUCCAUUCGAUUUACUGAAGAAAAUGAAGUGAAAUCUUGGAGAAAAUUUGUUUUCAUUCCUUAGGUUUAAUUCAGUACUUGAAAGAUGUUUCGCUGGAAAAAAGAUAAAGACAAGGAAAAGGAGGACAAAAAGAAGAAAGACAAGAAGGAUCGUAAGGAUCGUAAAUCAACUAUUGAAAAAGAAAGCUUGACUGCUGAUGAACUUAAGCGUUUAGAUGAAGUGCGAAGAAGCUUUACAAGCAGUAAAGGACAUUCAAAAGAUGACUCAUUUGACAAGCAAAGUAAUAGUAGCGAUUAUAGCCUAAACUCUCCUCAUGAUACAAGUCCAUCAGCUAGCAGCAUGAUUCUUGAUCCUAAUAAAUCUGGGAGUCCAUCAAGAAAGCCACCUCCAAUACCAAAGAAGCCUACUUUGCUCGUAAAACCAAACCAAUCGACUAAUAAUGUUGAGACAACCCCAUCACCACAGGGGAGUACAUAUUCUAUGGCAUCCCUUCAUCUUGGUCCAGUUAACUUAACUAAUGAGAUGCUUGCCUUUAUGGAUCAAAUGAACAACCCGAGUAGUGAUAUCUUUGCGGCCUCUAUUCCUGCCAAACCAAGUGUUCCGUCUGCACCACCGUCACAAGUGCCACCUGGUGAACAGGGAGGUUACGGAAUGAGAUGGAAGUCGUAUGCCUCCAAUCUUAGAUUGCCUCCGGUAACAUGUCUGCCAGCACCAGUAAGAACUCAUUCUAUUUGUAAGAAUGCAGAUAUAUUUCCUCAUCCAAGUAAUGCCAAGAAAACCAGCAAAAGUGUUCUGUGGUCUGGAGAGCGACUUCUGAAAGUUAACGAAAUAUCUGUGGAAAAUAAAAGUAAUGAGGAGAUAUCAGAACUGAUAAAAUCCUCAGAUGAACCUAUUACUAUAACUGUCCAAACUGUUCCUGAGUUGAGAGAGAUUACCAGGAAGUCAGACUGUGAUACACAAACUGUCGAGAAUUCUGAACAGAGAUCAGGAUCGUUAUCUCCUGGAAGUAAUAUGAGAUUUAGAGGACUGGCUAAAUCUGAAGAAGAAAUGGAGGUUGAAAAGGCUUGGCUGUCACGAAAUAUUGUAUGGAUUGUACACAAAGGUGGAUUCUCUGCUGCUCAUCUAGUCAAAUCAAGUACUUCUCCACAAGAAGGAAAAUUAUGCAUUAAAACAGAAUUUUCACAGGAUGUCCUUGAAGUUAAUGAAGAAGAUGUGGAAAAAGCCAACCCUCCUCAGUUUGACUUUAUUGAAAAUGUUGCACAUCUUCGACAUGUGAAUGAAUCCAGUGUUUUGCAUACUUUACGCCAAAGAUAUUGCUCUCAGCUUUUAUACACAUUUGCAGGAAAUAUUUUAAUCACUUUAAAUCCAAUUCAACCGAUUUCAGCAUACUCUGAGAUGGUAAUGAAGUAUUUUAAAAGCUGUCGAGAUGAAGAAAUGCCUCCACACAUCUAUGCUGUAGCUCAAAAUGCAUUAACUAAUAUGUUACGGACUCGCAAAGACCAAUCAGUUAUAUUACAGGGAAGAAGUGGCAGUGGCAAAACUUCUAACUUUCGACAUUUACUUCAGUAUUUAGUGACUGUUGCUGGAUCUUCAAAGCAAAUAUUAACUGCUGAGAAGUUGAAAGCAGUAUCAACUUUAUUAGAAGCUUUUGGAAACUGCAGGACGGUGUUAAAUUCCAAUGCAACUCGCUUUACUGAGCUUUUCACCAUUGACUUUGAUCAUUCAGGUCAAAUCAUUUCAGCAUCUGUUCAAGCUUACAUGCUUGAACGGUCAAGAGUUGGUAGACGUCCUGAAGGAGAACCAAACUUCAACAUAUUUUAUUAUCUUUUAGCUGGAGCAGAUGAGACUUUAAGGAAAGAGUUGCGUUUUGAGAAUUUGCAAGAUCCCAAUCUAUUUAUGACACCACUUCAGAAGGAUGAGGAUCAAAGACGGGCAUGCUUAUCCUGGUCAUGUGUUGCUGCUGCAUUUCAAACUUUAGGGGCACAAAAUUAUGAAGUCAAAGCAAUUUGGUAUAUUCUUGGUGCAAUAUAUCAUCUUGGUGUGGCAAGUGCUUGCAAAGGUUCUAAUGGGCGUUUACAGUUUCUGAGACCCCAAAAUGCCCAGAAAGCAGCAUCUUUAUUAGGAUGUUCAGUAGAAGAUUUAGCAAAAUGUAUCUUUUCUUCUGACAGUGGACAUGUUUCAGGAAAAGUUUCUCCUCGUUCAAAUGAUGGCACAGUUGAAGCUACUGAGUGUUUGCAGGCAAUGGUAUCAAGCUUGUAUGCAGAAGUUUUUAGUGCAAUGAUUUAUCUUAUUAAUAGAUCUUUGAGCAGUAAUGGUCGAAGUAUGGCAUCCUUUUACUUGUUAGACUGUCCUGGUUUUCAGAAUCCCGCAACUUGCGGUCGCGUCAUGGGUGCUGCACUCGAAGAUUUAUGUCAUAAUUAUUGUCAAGAACGUUUACAGUCUUUAUUUCAUGAUUCCACUUUUCUUAACCAACAGGAAAAAUAUUUGCAGGAAAACAUUGAAUGGAAUAAAGAAGAAUAUCAUAUUUCUAGUCCUGCACCGUUAAUUGAUGUAAUAGAUCAUACACCUCAACAAGGUGCUGUUCGAGCUUCUACUGCUGAUUUGCGUGAUGUUGGUAAAAGGGGGCUGAUAUGGCUUCUUGAUGAAGAAUCUCUAUUUCCUGGAGCGAGUGAAAAAUCAUUCCUUGAUAAAUUAUUCAUGUCUUACAGUGGAAAAGAAUAUCAGCAGUUGAUUCGUAAAGGACCCUACAAUCAUCAGUUCACUGUUCAGCAUUUUCACGGAACAAACCCUGUUGUAUAUUCAGUCUCAGGAUGGUUGCGGAGCUCCAGAGAGCAUCCAGCGUCACGUCAGACUAUAUUUCUACUCCAAGAAUCACAGAGAGAAUGCAUAAAUCAAUUAUUUUCUACAUCACGGGGAGUAUUUGGAACACCAGGAUCAAAUACACUGCAUGCAGACGGAGCUUCAACUUUGCGCCGAAGUUCGAGUAUGCGAAGAGCCCAGGGUGCUGGCGUGAAAAGGCGAUCUGUUCCUCUCCAAGUCAAGUAUACAAUGGAUGGUCUGAUAGAUUUGCUACGAAGGACUAAUAUGCACUUUGUUCAAUGCUUUAUACCUCGACACAAUGCCGGGAUUCGGGAAAGCCGUCUUUCUCCCACAGUGGCAAAAAAUUCACUUACUGAAGAUAUGUUAAAUAUUCCACUGUUGCGUUCACAAAUUAGAGGAUUUCAAGUUCUUGAUACAGUUAGAGUUCACAAACAAGGUUUUCCUGAAAACCUUAUGUAUUCGGAGUUCAGGCGUAGGUUUGAAAUUCUUGCGCCUGCUGAACAUCGCGUCACUUCUCCUGUCUAUGAUGAACGAAAAGCUGCUGAAACUUUGCUGGAAAGUAUUGACCUUGAGAAGAGUACCUAUCGAUUGGGCUUGAGUCAGAUUUUCCUUCGUUCAGGAGUGUUAGCUCAGCUAGAGGCAAAGCGGGAUCAAAAGUUGAAUGGAGUAAUUACCAGUUUUCAGGCAUCUUGCCGAGGAUAUCUUGCAAGAAGAUCAAUCAAUAAAUUAAAAGUUCAGGAACUUGCAAUAUGCUGCAUACAAAGAAAUGUACGCAAAUUCUUAGCAAUAAGAAGUUGGCCUUGGUGGCGACUAUAUGUGAAAAUUUUACCUUUAUUGGAUGUUCAUCGAACUGAGGAAGAUUUGCGUUUGAAAACUGAAGAGUUAGACACACUGAAAGCAAAAUUAGAGAAAUUGGAAAAAGAAAGAAAUGAGCUUAAAAUAACAAAUGAUAAACUUGAAGUGAAGGUAUCUGAAUUGUGGUCUGAAUUAAGCGAGGAACAAUCUACUGCAACUCAUGCCUCUGAAAUGCUUGAAGCUGAAACAUCUGAAAGAAUGAGGUUAGAAAAAGAAGUCCAUGAACUUCAGGUAAGCUUUAAUUCAUAUUUCAUUUCAAGUAAAUUAUGUGGCAUGAAUAAUAGCGAACCUUAAUAUUUAUUUUUAAAA